Molecule: messenger RNA, 3040 nt
Organism: Epinephelus fuscoguttatus (brown-marbled grouper)
Lineage: Eukaryota; Metazoa; Chordata; Actinopteri; Perciformes; Serranidae
Product: growth arrest-specific protein 1
Biological process (GO): regulation of cell cycle
Source: RefSeq, a predicted model, not a curated record
GAGAGGAUUUGUGCGCAGAGCUGUGCUGCUGUAGGCCUGGAAAUGGGUCCCACGGCUGACUCCUCAAUGAAGACCAAUCGGUGGCCAGGAUUGUAAAUGAGAGAGAAAGGGAGAGAGAGGGGGGAAGGAAAACUUUUCUUUCUUUUUUUCGACAGAAGGAGGGGUGUUGUGGGGAAAUGCUCGGCGGACCGUGAAGCGUAACAGCAAGGAGAGGGACAAAGACGCGCAUAGCGGGACAAAAUGCGACAGACAGAAACCUCUUCCAACUAAAAAAAACAACAACAUCGGAAUGUGCGGAUGGAUGUUAAAAGUGGUGGAGCUGGGAAGAGAAGUCGAAACCAACAAUGGCAAGAAAGAUGAAUCCAAGUGUACAAACUGAGUUGUGGACAAUAACUGUGGUUAGAGUGCGCGUUAACUUUGGAUAGCCUUGCGGCGCGUUUCAGUGUCCAUCUCAGAUGUGCACCGGUGGCACGGAGCAGACACGGGCUUCACUUUGGAGUAUGAUUUCCCACUUUUGAACGGACAUGCUUCCCAGAAUGACUGUUACUGCGCUGUUUCUUUUUUGCAGCCACGCGUGGAGAUUUCCCUGAGUCAGAUCCUGACUUCCACUGCUACAAAACUCAACAAGAGGAGGCAAACUUAACUUGCGUGCAAGAUUCCGUGGGUGAUUUAUAAAGGACCAAGUGUAUUUUCUUCGACUGCGUUGGUAACUAACUCAUAUAUGUUGCAUGUAUGGAAUACUUAUGAACUCCAGUCUGUGAGAUUCAGCGUUUACAUUGUCCUGAUCCUAAUGUGCUGGUGGAGAAAGUGCACGUCACCGAACUAGAACUCCAUCCAAGCAUGAAAUGUUGGUGCAGCGCCCUGGCACUUCUCCCAUGGGUGCUGGGGCCUUAGAUGCCCAGCUAAUCUGCUGGCAGGCGCUCCUUCGGUGCCACGAGGAGCCCGAGUGCGACCUUGCAUACAGUCAGUACUUAGCAGCUUGUGAAGGUAACAUCAGGGGGACGAGGAGGCAGUGUCCCAGCCACUGCAUCAACGCGCUGAUAAGGCUCAAUCACACCCGCAGCGGGCCGGACCUGGAGACCUGCGACUGCGCACAGGACCUGGAGUGCCUCAGCGCCAAGCGAGCCAUAGAGCCGUGUCUCCCCCGCAGACACCCGAGCGAUGCGGGGGGGAUAGGGUGCAUGGAGGCCCGGCAGCGCUGCGAGGAAGACAGCAACUGCCACACCUCCCUCACGGCCUACUUGUCAUACUGCGGGCAGCUGUUCAAUGGCAGGAAGUGCUCCUCCAAGUGUAAAGCCACCAUUCAGCAGAUGCUGUUCAUCCCAAAUGGCAUGCUGCUCAACCGCUGUGUUUGUGAUGGGGUGGAGAGGCCUUUCUGUGAAGUGGUGAAGGAGAACAUGAGCAAACUUUGCUCCAUAGGAGACCACAUUGUUAUUUCAGACCAACCUGAUGUGGAUGACAUCUAUGAGGAUGAAGACUAUGACCCUAAAAAUGACAGAGAGGAGGUGUAUAUUGAUCAUUCCUCUGCUCCCCAGAGGUUAUCCAGCUGCAUGAUGCUCCUGUUUCUUCCUCUAGCACGGAUAUUGUACUGAGACAAUGGGUACGUGAAGCAUUUGUUGGAUUUAUAAAUGACGGUGUGGAAAAAUCUCUGUUCAUUAGACUCCACCAGGGAGCUCAGAGUCCAGCUGGAGUUGGUAUCAGCGCCUUGAUCAAAUACACUACAGUAUGGAACUGGGCCAGCUUGCUGGCACAGGACUCCAACCCAGGUCUGCUGGACAAGGGAAGCUAUUUUUUCACCCCCAGGCCUCCCUGCUAUUCCAUUUUAGUUGCAGUGCAACAGUGAGCACAGUAGUGAUUAGUGUUUGCUUUCCACAACCGUACAAUUUGCAUAGUAAUUCUUCUUCAAGCACAUCUCACUCAGGAAUCCUGCUUUUUUAAAUUUGUGUUCAGAUCUUCACACAGAUGGCCUUACAGUGCUCUGAGUGAACUGCUCACCUUUUUUUUUUUUACUAAGUUGAAACCUGUCAGCAAAAAUGGCAACAACACUUUUAGGUGAUGAUGAGAGGAGGUGAACCACACCAGACUUUGUUGCGGGGCAUUGCCAAGUUGAGUGCCUUUAAACAGCUCCUGUUUGUUUGGUUUCAAUGGUACUUGGAGUGUGGCUUUAUUAAGACCUUAGACAAACAUUGGACCCAUCCAGUCUCUGUUUGCUCUGCUCUCCAUUUCAGGGGCCUCUGCAUUGUUGCAGCAACCACACUUCAAAUAUUUGUGGGAAUAGUCAAAGGACAGGCGAGGGUGUGGGAUCAAGUACUGAAAUUAACUGAAGCGCCUCUCCAGCACUCUGUCUGGAGCCCUUCCCCCAUGUGAGAUUGUUUUAUUGAACUUUUCCUGAGACACCCCCUACCCCCUCUUCCUCCUCUCUACUGCCUGCCCCCUUUCACGCCUUUAAAAGACCCCUGUCUUUAUUACUGCUUUCACACUGUAGCAACAAGCCAGGAAAGGCUGUGUGUCGCUGGUGUGAAUAGGUCAACAUAUACCUGGAGUUUAUCCUCAACACUGCUCAUGAUGAGAGGUUUAGCUGGUCUGACACAGCUUAGCUGUGAUAUAUGUGAGUGAACACAAUUUUACACAAACUGGUUUGAAUAAAAGUUGUUGCAAAGCACGUUUUAUGGAUAUUAAGGCUUGUCGGACUCAACAUGAGGCCAUAGUCUCCCUCAAUGAAUCUCCAGUGUGGUAACACUGCAGCAGCAACACCAUGAUGAGUGAACAUCGCAGUGUCACAACAGUGUGUGAGCAUCAGCAACAACAUUCUCACCCAUGAGCAGUAGUCUGGCGUGAACGGUCAAACGUGGAUUGAAUGUAUGUCAAAUAUUUUGUGUCACAGUGUUGCUAACUAAACAAGAGGUGUACUAGGCUUCAUGUAGAGUGCUUUUAACGUGCAGGAUGGUCACUAAGUGCUUUCUAAAGGAAUGCACAAAUCCAGAUAAAACAAUUAAAACAAAAAGAUGGAAUUCAAUUAAAAAAUUUCCUGUAUUUUGAA